Molecule: messenger RNA, 291 nt
Organism: Heterotrigona itama
Lineage: Eukaryota; Metazoa; Arthropoda; Insecta; Hymenoptera; Apidae
Source: the annotation of a GenBank genome assembly
AUGGAAUUAUACGGAACAGGGGGCGAAAUUUUACCGCUUGCCGGCUUCUUCCUCCUCCUUUUUUCACCCACUCCCUCCUCUGUGUCUCCUAUUGUCCCGACAUGCGGACCACACAUUUAUAAUCCGUCGGAGGAUCGGAUACUGCUCGGAUCGUUGGAAACAAUGGCCUCUCGUAUCACGGACGUUGAGAAGAGACUCGGCCUGGAUGAGGCCGGUAUAACAGUUGGCAUUUCGUAUUCAUUGACUGAAGGAUGGAGCAGCGGAAUGGAGCCGAAGUCCGUGACAGCGUGA